AUAUGAAGUACUGCGCAGUAAUCGCAGGCGUCAUCGAAUAUUUUCAAGAUGGCGCUCGAAGUUGAAAGUGCAGAUGUCGUAAGAUUAAUCGAACAAUACCUGAAAGAGAAUAAUCUGCCAAGAACUUUGGCUGUUUUGCAGGAAGAAUCUGGCAUAACUCUAAACACAGUCGACAGUGUUGAAGGCUUUGUAACUGAAAUCAACAAUGGUCAUUGGGAUACAGUUCUUCAAGCUGUUCAACCAUUGAAAUUACCAGACAAAACUCUCAUUGAGCUCUAUGAACAGAUUGUGCUGGAGUUGAUUGAACUUCGUGAACUUGGUGCAGCCAGAUCUUUGCUUCGUCAAACAGAUCCAAUGAUCAUGUUGAAGACCCAGCAACCAGAGAGGUAUCUACAUUUGGAGAACUUGUUGGCACGGUCGUACUUCGAUCCUCGUGAGGCGUAUCCAGAAGGAAGCAGUAAGGAGAGAAGAAGAGCAGCAAUUGCUCAAGCUUUAUCAGGUGAGGUAUCCGUCGUCCCUCCAUCGCGCCUUCUGGCUCUGCUUGGACAGGCUUUGAAAUGGCAACAAUACCAAGGCUUACUACCACCUGGAACAUCUAUCGACGUGUUUCGAGGAAAGGCUGCAGUCAGAGAUGAAGAAGAGGAGAAAUAUCCCACACAACUUAAUAAGACCGUCAAGUUUGGUUCAAAAUCCCACCCAGAAUGCGCUCUCUUCUCACCGGACGGCCAGUAUUUGGUGACUGGCAGUGUCGAUGGAUUUAUCGAAGUCUGGAAUUUUACGACGGGGAAAAUCAGAAAAGAUUUGAAAUACCAAGCUCAGGAUAACUUCAUGAUGAUGGACGAUGCUGUGUUAUGUCUGACGUUCAGUCGAGACAGCGAAAUGUUGGCUUCAGGCGGCCAGGAUGGUAAAAUAAAGGUAUGGAAGAUGCAAACAGGACAGUGUUUGCGUCGCUUUGAACGGGCACAUGCAAAGGGCGUUACGUGCAUUAAUUUCUCGAGAGAUGCAAGUCAGCUUCUUAGUGGUUCUUUCGAUAUGACGAUAAGAAUGCAUGGGUUAAAGUCUGGGAAGACAUUGAAGGAAUUCCGUGGCCAUAUUUCUUUCGUCAAUGAUGUGGCCUUCACUGUGGAUGGUCACAAUAUUAUCAGCGCCAGUAGUGAUGGAACAGUCAAGGUUUGGAACAUUAAAACAACAGAGUGUAUUCAUACGUUCAAACCUGCAGUUGGCAGUGUGGCGACAGAUAUUGCCGUUAAUUCUGUCCAUCCUAUCCCUAAAAACUUGGAACAAUUUGUCGUGUGUAAUCGAUCGAGUACAGCCGUCAUUAUGAACAUGCAAGGCCAGAUCGUUCGUAGUUUCACGUCGGGCAAGCGAGAAGGUGGUGAUUUCACAUGCUGUUGUCUCUCGCCACGAGGGGAAUGGCUUUACUGUGUCGGUGAGGACAUGACGCUGUACUGUUUCAGUAUUGCAACUGGGAAACUAGAACAGUCUCUACAGGUCCAUGAAAAAGAUGUAAUUGGCGUGAAACACCACCCUCACAACAACCUCAUCGCGACGUUCAGUGAAGACGGGCAGCUCAGGUUGUGGAAACCAUAAAACAUGUAUGUGAAAGACAAUGUUUUGGUAGUAAUUCCAUAAUCUUAACUUUAAUCCUGAACCUGACCGUAACAAUCAACUAAUACUCGUGCUAAAGGAUUAGAUUAUGGAUUAUAUUAGGAAAUUCUGGACCUGGAACUAUUAAGUCUUUGUACAUAAAGGUUUGUUUCCGUACUUAACUAACUCAUCGCUUUUCCAAGACAAAUAUCUCCCUUGCUGAAAUACAAAGCUAGAUCUGACGGGGGAAUAAACAUUGGGUUUAGACACAAUCAUGAAAACAUUUCCCAGUGACUUGCCGAGACUUGGAGACAAAGCAAGCAUUGCAUGGCUCGAGAAAUUGGCCUAUUUUAUUCAUUUUUACUUUAUCUUAGCAUAUGUUAUUAAAUUGCCUACGCUGUGA
Molecule: messenger RNA, 1990 nt
Organism: Dendronephthya gigantea
Lineage: Eukaryota; Metazoa; Cnidaria; Anthozoa; Malacalcyonacea; Nephtheidae
Product: WD40 repeat-containing protein SMU1-like
Exons: 13
Coding region: 49-1590 (513 amino acids)
Biological process (GO): mRNA splicing, via spliceosome
Cellular component (GO): precatalytic spliceosome
Molecular function (GO): protein binding
Source: RefSeq, a predicted model, not a curated record